Dreissena polymorpha is the source of this 5258-nucleotide messenger RNA. RefSeq lists its product as uncharacterized. The coding region runs from base 842 to 2575 and encodes 577 amino acids. The transcript has 3 exons. The record is from RefSeq and is a predicted model, not a curated record. NCBI's taxonomy places the organism in Eukaryota, Metazoa, Mollusca, Bivalvia, Myida, Dreissenidae.
GUUAUUGGUCGAAUCAAUUCUACAGGGAAGUAGGGCGCUUUAAAUACCUGAUAGCUAUAUAAUCGGAGAUCUUUAUUAAAUCUGAGCUUAAAGUAACACGGAAGAUAAUUGAUGCAUUUAUACCGAUUGAAAUGUUUGUUCGAAUAAUGAAAGGCAAAUGAAUAGGACGGUGUUAUUGAUAAGGAUAAUGUUCCUGGCUUCAUAACAAAAUUGUUCGAACAUUUCUGAUGAAUACAUUUGCCAUUUAUAAAAUAUUAUAUAGAUGUUCUGUUGCAAAACAACAUAGGGUUGAGAUAAAUUGCAGUUUUUGGACAAUAAUGUAAGAUUUAUAAGAACAGUUCCGGAUACAAAACUAUCAGAGAAACACUUUGUAUGCGACAUUCGGGAUAUAACAGACGACAGCGCCCUUUUUAUAAGCUAUCUGAAACGCUGUUGUGAAACUUCGAGAUCCGCUGAAGGAAAGGAAUUAUGGUUAUUUGAUAGGAAAUAAUGCGGAAGCGUGUAACUACCAAUACAUUUAUAGGCAGUUCUUGUGUAGACAAUAACAUAACAAAUAUUGCGCAGUUAUCGAAUAGUCGUCAACUAUGCUGCAUUUCUGGGAGUGCAUGGGUUAAUACAAAUACUCGUUGACGGCAGGUGUAAUGUGCACUGUUUACACAUUUUCGUGGAAUAGUAAAAGUCGAGCACGGGAUAACUAACUAAAAUUAUUUUCUCUUAAGAAUCACUUAUUAACAGUGUUAAACAAAUUCUUAUCACAGAUAGAUUGACAUGUUGAUUGAAUUUCCCGAGUUUAUAAUAACAACAGGUGUAACGUGUUUUCAACCGAACGUGCCUGUUGACAAUGGCAAACGUCUACGCCCACAUAAUGACUGUAUCCAUUGCAAUGAACUGCUGCCUUAUAAGUUACAACAUUUUUCCGCGUGUGGAGUCAAAGUUAUUGUCCUGUCUCCCGAGCCGAUGGACACUCACACGUUUGGUUGCGCAUCUUCAAGACAAGCCUCAGGUUUUGGCGAAAAUAAUCACAAAUCAGCUAAUGAUAGGCAUACUCAUCAUAGCUAGCGCCGUAGCGAUAUGUACCAGCGACAUUCUCAUGUACCCGUUCCAUCCACAGACCAUCGAGAAAUGGAACAUCCAGCUUACACAGGUGAUAUUCUCGAUAAACAUCGGCAGAUAUAUGUUCAAUAUUCUAGAACCGCUUUUUUCAAAACAAUACAAGAAAAAGGCGAGGUAUCUAGUUGAGAAUGUACAUCAUGUUGUGACGCUCUUGUGUUAUUCUUUGUUUCUCGGAUACACUGAAAACAGUCUACUCGGGUUGGUGGGUGUGCUAAUGGAAUCGACGUGCAUUUUUGAGGACGUAGUACGAUUGUGCAACACAAGCAAUAUGCAACAGACUCUAUUGUACAAGCGUCUUCUUUUACUCGGUGCUGUGUUCAACGUUUGCUUCCGGGGUAUCGUACCGGUGGCAUUUCUUAUUAAUGCCAUGUUUCAUCAAUCGCCCUUUACUAUGAGCUAUCCGACACUUAUGGUAUUUUUUCUUAGCAUAGUAUUCUUCUCGGUGAUCAACGUCUGGCAAAUAUUGGCAAGUUUUCAACGCUUUCUAAAGUUCACGUUGAGUAACAAUGACGUCUUUCGGGGUCUACGUGAUGAAACGGCAGUAGACGACACAACUUGGCAAACCAAUGGCCGCGAGCGCGGUCUUCUUUUCUCAAAGAAUAAUUUAGGCUAUACUCGACCAUACGAUAAUAAAAACUUUUCCGUGAAUAAUUACGAUGCUAAAGCGAACGUUGAGAACCGUAAAGUCACUGCCAAAGAUACGAUUGAAUUGCAAAUCGAUCCGGUGUCAUUCAUAAUCAAAACGAUGUCCAGCUCGUGUAGCAUUGAACACGAUAAAUCACCAGAUGGCGACCUCAAAUCAAGAUUGUACGUGAAUACUAAAGCAAACUGUGAAAACGAUGUUAAGAUAAUUACAACAACAAACCAUUCGGUUAAUGCUUUCAAUGAUUUAUCUCCUUCAGAAUGUCCAAUUGGUGUUCCAACUGAACAUAAUUAUCUGUGUAAGACUUGUCCUUCACCAAUGAUCAGGGUAUUUACUUCUUCAAAGGGUUUUGACACUGGAACUUCGUCCACAGACACAAUCGCUCAUCUCGACUUCAGAAUGACAAGUGACCACCAAGAAAGGACACACUACGAAUAUGAUAGCCUAUGCACGGUCGAGAGCAGCACUGAUACGGUUACCGAUCUCCAAACGGAUAUCGCAGAAACGUCCGAUCGGAGAUCAAACGAUCUUCGAAACAGCUCAAGUAGUACAGACUCUUCCGCGUCGGAUGGAACUCUUAUGCCUUUGUCGCCAGUGGCAACGAGUAGGAAGCAUCUUACAGAUCCGGAAUCGCACUUAUCGCCACAGCUCCAUAACGUGCGUAUGCUCGCGAGGAGUCACAUUCGGCGAAGCGUCCCAUGCGAUGAUCUUUCCAAAGUGACGUCAUUGCAUAAUUCCUUUAAGCUUGACCCCGUGUGCCAUGUGGCAACUGUGUCGCUACCGAGAUUUAAAUUGCAGUCUUUCACGUUUGACGCUUAAUUAGGCUUUUGAAAGUGUAUGCGUAUUUUAAACAGAGAUUUUGCUUACAUGUGCUGAUCUUUUGAGAAUUUAAUCUACAUUUUAGUUGCAGUAUACAUGAAGACCAUGUGUAGAGUGAAAAGAAAUUUGUUGUAUUGAGCAUAUGACACAUUAUUGAAUUCUUAGCGUUUCACCCGGUACGACGUAUUAUGCACAAUUAAAAUAAUACGUCAAAUUGAAGAUGAAAUGUAGUUAUUCGUUUAAUAUGACAUACACAACUCAGAGAACAGUUCAUUUAAAUGUAUUCUGUUGAACAUACCAGACAGUUGACACGGACGGGACAUGUGAAAAAUAUCGAACUCUACUGCUCUCAGAAUCUAGGCUUAGUUCUUGGUAAAACUUAAAUACACAUUUCGCUUGCGUUGUAUACCAUAAUUCUGAGCCAGUUGCAAUUUAACAUCUCUUUACAAUUUAAUUAAGCCAGGUCACGCCUGUCAACUCUGCAGGAAAUCUAAUGCGAGCUGCACAUACUAUUCAAGACUGGUUAUGCACCCAUAUCCGCUAGUCGCGAGAUACUAAUUAGUUCAACGAAGACUAACUAAUUACUAUAUUAUAUUCUCGACCGAUUGGUUUGAUGUUAAUGUAUUAAAUAACACUUUGACAUAUGACAUACAUUUGUGUUACCAUGUCGAUUACGUCUCAACGAUCACAAGUUAAUUAUUAUACUUGUAUGACAAAAUAACCGUUCAAUAAUUUGCAUCAAAACCUGGAAGGUUUAAGCUUGUAAGAGGUUUAUUUUAAUUACCAACAAAUAAUAGAGACGAUCACAUGUUUUAAUUUCUAAAACGGUCAUGUUAUGGCAUUAAUUUAUUUUCAUGUUCUUCAUUAUAUGUAUCGUGAAAUUUACCCUGCAAUGAACAAUUAUCUUACCUUUAAAUAUCAACACUACGAUUUAUCUUUUCGGUAAACGCUUAGUCGCUUAAAUAAAAUGGGAAGAGCCAAAUCUGCUUUUAAAUACAAAUACGAUAGGACCUUUAUAUUUUGAACUGGAAAUUAACAAGUGAAAAGCACUUCAUAUAAUAUUUGAUGUAAUUAAACGAUUUCCUGUUUUUUUCUGUUAGUUUCCAAUAAUCUCCAUUCAAAUUGAUACAAUUUACUUUAUAUCCGCCUUUUACGGAAGAUAAAUCAGAUAUUGAAUAAAAACUCGAUAUAUUGAAAAGUAAUUGUACAUGCUGAAUAAGGAAGUUUAAGGUGUUCAAAGACAUUCUGGUUAUCAAAUACGGCCAAUAAAUAUCCUAAUUUAGCGGAAUAUAACCCAUGUGAGUAACGGUUGCAGAUGGCAGAAGUGUGAUUGACGAUGAAUUCAAUGCACAGACAAAUGGCUUACAUUUUGCAAAUAUGUCCAAAUCAGUCAAGAGAACAAAAUGCCUUAACUAACUCAACCUGGAACAUCCUUUCUGUCCGAGUUUCUUCUUAGUACGAACAUGUACUUAGUCCGUAGAACGUUACGCACAAAACGGUUGUAAAUGUGCAAUGUUAAAACUGCACACGGUUAGAUAAUAUUAAGCCAUAAUUGUCAUACGUUUGCACAAAUCGUGUAAAACAACUUCACAUUAUUUCUAAUGGAAGAAUGCAAUAGAAAAAUAAUCUACAAAAGAAAUGUGUGAUUUAAAAUUGAGUUUAAUAAAAUGAUAAGUAUCCAAGUGAAAUUAUUAACAAGCAAGUAAAAGUUUGACUUUCAAAAUUCGAAUAUACUAAUGUUUUGCAAUAAAACCGUGAUUUAACAUUAUUUUUUAUGUUUCGACGCAUUUCUUGUUGAUUGAAAGACCCUCUUUAUUUGGUUGUUUUAAAAUAACUUAUACAUUGAUAUUAAAGUCAUUAAACUGCGGGUAUAUUUCAUAUCUAUGCACUUUUAACGAUGAUGAAGUUCAAAAAUAAAACCGACACUAACGAUGGAGAUUUUCUAAAUAUGAAUUUAUCAUGCGGGUUACACAAUAUGACAUAAUGUUCUACACUUUGAAAUAUUGUAUACAAGUGUCACUAAAUACGAUGACAGCGGAUACAGCAGAAUUUAGGUCAGAUGACCGCGAAAACAAAAGAUGUUGUGUUCGAAAAAAUAUACCUCAUCUUCUGGUAUGUGUUAUGUGGCCUAUUAUGUUACCAGUCCAAUUUACAGAGAAUCGUUUUGUGCAUAUAAUGAACAUUAUUAAAAUAAUAUACAUUUAAGUUAAACACAGAUACGUUUAUUCAAUUUUAACUUUUUUUGGAAAAGAAUACAAUACAGAAAAUGACAGAAACACCACACGAUAAACAAGACAUGACUUCCAGAAAUUUCACAAAGGCCGUCAUUGCAAUGCGCGUGACUUCUAUUAUACUGCUCAUAUAAAAAUCAAUUAUCUCGGGAAGUUAGAUUUACAUUGUCCUCCCUGGUUAUUGACAAGACAAUAUUUAUAAUGCCUCAAGUUGUAGUGUGCAUAGACAUAUAAAGUAAGCAAUUGUGUAUGCGAGAUGAUUGAAGAAGAACACACAUAUCAUGAAUUGUAAAAUUGAUAUGAACGCAAACUUCUUACAAUGUAGAAAUGAGAUAACACAGCUACACAUCUUAAUAGUAUAUUGCUAUUGCAAUCAAUGCAUAUAAUUUUCAAUAUAGACAUUUCCUGUUGCUUGAUAUGUGAGCUUAUUUAAAUAAAGUAAAUUUACCCUC